Messenger RNA from Cottoperca gobio, 3885 nucleotides. RefSeq names its product calcium channel, voltage-dependent, gamma subunit 4b (gene cacng4b). The record is from RefSeq and is a predicted model, not a curated record. Lineage: Eukaryota; Metazoa; Chordata; Actinopteri; Perciformes; Bovichtidae. Gene Ontology annotation, cellular component: postsynaptic density membrane; AMPA glutamate receptor complex; voltage-gated calcium channel complex. Gene Ontology annotation, biological process: calcium ion transmembrane transport; neurotransmitter receptor internalization; positive regulation of synaptic transmission, glutamatergic. Bases 412 to 1386 code for a protein of 324 amino acids. The transcript is spliced from 4 exons. Gene Ontology annotation, molecular function: channel regulator activity; voltage-gated calcium channel activity.
UAACAGAGGCGUAGUCUGUGUAGGAACAGAGGAAAUUGUUUUGAGGCAAGGUUAAAGGGGGAAAACAGAAUACUGAAGUGGUGAGGAGGUUUGAAGUGUUGUAAAUGUGUACACGAUGUUGCGGUCGUGCUGCCCGGCGCGCUUUAAAACUGUGCGGAGCCUCCGGUGUGGGCACAACUGGUGUCCUCUUGUAUUCACAGCUGCAACCAGUUGGUUUUGAGCAUCAGGUGAGCGUUUCAGACAAUAUUUCUACUUCUUCUUCUUUUUCUAUUUAUGGGCUAUACUUAUUUGCCGAGGAGCAGAGAGAGUGGACGCACCUAAACCUAAAAGUAUGACCAAAGCAUCCGCGCCCUGACGCGCUCCGGUGAGCGCAUGUUGGACCGGUGAGAGUGUGGACUAGUAUGAAGCGCCAUGGCUUGGUGUGACCGUGGAGUUCAAACGCUGCUGGCCACCGUAGGGGCUUUUGCUGCCUUCAGCCUAAUGACCAUUGCCAUCGGCACGGACUACUGGCUCUAUUCGCGGGCGUACAUCUGCAACAGCACCAAUGCGAGCACAGACGAGGCUCAGUCGCAGCCCAAAACUAAGAAGGGCGAUCUCACCCACUCCGGGCUGUGGAGAAUCUGCUGUAUUGAAGGCAUCAAUCAAGGCAGCUGUUUCAGAAUCAACCAUUUUCCUGACGACAAUGACUACGACACAGACAGCUCUGAAUACCUGCUGCGUAUAGUCCGUGCCUCCAGCGUGUUCCCCAUCCUCAGCACCAUUCUGUUGAUGCUCGGUGGGCUGUGUGUUGGGGUGGGCCGAGUUCAAAACAAGACAAACAACGUCCUCCUCAGCGCAGGCAUUCUCUUUGUAGCUGCAGGUCUGAGCAACAUAAUUGGCAUAAUCGUCUACAUCUCAAGCAAUGCAGGAGACCCCAGUGAUAAACGCGACGAUGACAAGAAGUACACUUACUCCUACGGCUGGUCGUUCUACUUUGGCGCCCUCUCCUUCAUCGUGGCCGAAACUGUGGCUGUCCUUGCCAUCAACAUCUACAUUGAGAAAAACAAGGAAGUUCGCUGGAAGGCGCGGCGCGACUUCAUCCGUUCACUCUCUUCCUCUUCCCCGUACUCGAGGAUACCGAGCUUCCGCUACCGCCGGCGGACAUCGCACGCCAGCUCUCAUUCGACGGAGGCGUCGCGGGAGAACUCGCCUAUGGUCGGUCUGAAGGGGAUGCCAUCUUCCAGUGGGCCCCUGGACGAGCUGUCCAUGUACGCCCUGGCGAGGGACAGUAUGACGGACAACACGUAUAGCCCCGAACACGAGGCGGCCGCUGAGUUCCUCCAGGUCCAUAACUGUUUCCCCAAUGAUUUAAAGGACGGGGUGAAUCGCAGGACCACGCCGGUGUGAGAAGCAUGUUGCUGAGUUCGAGGUUCACCUGAAAGUGGAUAAACAUCAGUGGGCUAAUCUGUUGGAGCCCGAGUGCUUGUGAUAGCCUGCCAUCUUAGAGGCGCAGUUUUCGCAGUGACUGUCUUUUUUGAAAAGAGAAGAGGACAGUCAGCUAGGUGGAAGAUGAGCCAAUUAUCAGAAACCAUUAAUCUGCUUUAUAUAGAUCUUCAAAGCAGAAUAGAGGUAGUCUAUGCUGUAGCUGACUCGAAAUUGGUUGGAAAUCUUUCAACCGUCGAAAUGCUUAAAUGAGCAGCGUGUUGAUAACAACCCUUGUUGUGUAAUAGUUACUAUACAUUGAGGGUUGACAUUUGCCAAUCAGCAGUUUGCUAGCUGUAAAUUAUUCAACAAGGUGCUAAAUGAAAUGUACUCCAAAGUGUUCUAUUUGUGUGUGCAGUUGCUAUAAAGUGUGGACCCUUAUCCAAAGUUUGUAUUGUGUCCUCCUAACCACUUUGGUCUUCCCUUGUACUCUAAUCACAUAUCUGAAAGAGACAACUGGGGCUCUUUUUCUCUUAGUACUGUCCUUUAGGAUAAUGUAUGGCCUUUUAAACAAACUCAAAUUCAAAACAUAUUUUCAUGAGAGUAUGGUUUGAGGAGCCAGUGUCUUCACAAAUGAUUGACUUGCUGAGUUGUAAUGUAUUGGAUGUUUAGUAGUUUUAGUAGAUUGUACAAGUCGAUCAUCCAGUCCUCAAAACAAUAUGAAAAGUUUUGUCUCCCUCGAACGUCUUAUCCUUUAUCCUAUUCUUCUCUGAGAUUUGUCAGUCAAAAAAAAAAGUCCGCUUUGUCAGUGGAGCACCUCUCUUCAAUGGCCCCUUUUCUUCCGUAUCAGUCAGCCAUCCUUCUAUCACACCCCCCUGAUGGAUGUGACAUUGUAUACGUGCCUGUAACAAGAUCGGAGCAGCUGACAAAAAGGGCGUGCCCAGAACUGUGAAAACAGCACAGGUCAGGACUUCCUUUCGCUCUGAAGGAAAACAUUCAGAGUGUUUAAUGGAUAAGGAUCGGCGCCAGGCGGAGAAUUCUUGUCUGUCUUUCACACCGCCUGUGAGUCCAUCUGCCCCCCACCCUCCCCCUCCCAUGUCGAACAAACAGAAGCAGAGGAAGCUGUCUGCGAAGGCGUCCCUGGAGGAUUUGGCUCUAAUAACCCGACGUGUGGUUGUGUGUGUACUGUCGUCCUGCACGUCCAUCACUGCUCUUUCUUUUAGUUCUCUCAGGAAAUACUGUGUUGUUGUGGCAGGGAUGAACACUUUUGAGGUCCUCUCCCUGCUUUGUGGCAGUGCUGGGAAACGGACCAGUGAUAAAGAUAAACCUGGUGAAAAUCAUUUGGGGAAAAAAUGCCAUUACUGUUCUUUGUAAAUGCUGUGAGUGUUUGCUUGAGCUUGCUUCAAGAACCAGCUGGGGUGGGGUUUUUCAGUCUUAGGGCUAUUCAGUUGGUUUUGGUUUGGCAAGCGAGCUCACUCAACCACAAAGUGUUUGAUAUCCCAUUAGAGAUACCACUGCCAAUCUUCGCUCAUGUAAAAGAAAGCCAUUACUAUGAUCCAUCCUGAGUGUAGAUAUUACACUUUUAUAUUACAGUUUGGGGAAAAAUUAAAAUGUGUUUGUUUGUAAUGUAAAACUGGGUAAAGCUGUAUAUAAAAGUACAAUAAAAAAACAAAACAUUGAAUGUGCAACAGAGGAUUCAAAGCAUUAUUUUACAGAACAAUGUCCCAAUAAUGAUGCCUUGAUAUAAUUAUAUUUAAGAUUUUAUAUUCAGGCUUUUUCUUUUAUCAGUAAAAUAAAAGUGAAUCUAUUGAAUAUUCUGUCUGGUAAUGUGACGUACUGUAAAUAUGCUAUUAUUUUCUAUGCCAUGUGUAUGCAGCAGCUGUACUUUACUGAAUGUGAAUAUUGAUUUAUGGGUUGCUAUUGGUGUGAAAUAAGCACAUUCUCAAUUAUUUCUUUCAUGAAAUUAACGAUUAACCAUUUCUAAUUGGACGAGUUGUAUACUAACAGUGAAAGAAACUUACUGGAAUAUCAUCGCUAUUGCAAAAGUAUUUCAUUAUUUUAUAUAGGAUGGAAGAGUGCCUUUGUUUUGUUUAUAAUAUACUGUAUUUCCUGCUUUUAUUGUUCCAAUCAAAUUUUUUUAUUUUAUUUUAUCUGAAUUAGAUUGUUUUUCUCAUUAUCGAUUUUUGUUACAACCCAAAACAUACUUACUGUACAUAGACAAAUAAACUAAAUCAGGGUUAUAUUGUUGUGCUUUAGUGGUGAUUUAUUUUUAACAAGAUAAGAGACUAUAGCCAUGCUAGUGGCUGUGUGAGGCAGAAUGAAGGCUUCUAACCAAUACAGUAUUCAAUAUGCAGCUAUGAACCUUAUACAAAAGCUGAAUAUCACAUUUAUUGUGGUUGCGGUUUGCAUAGUUCAGUACCACACGUCUCUACAGUAAGGUAUGGGGUGCUCUAUAUAACAAAAUAAAAACUACAUUUCCCUGUC